AUGACAUUCGAGUUCACCCAUGAGAUGGCCAUGGUCUCGAACCGGCUCUGGGCUGUCCCCUCCGCCGUCGGCGCAGGUCUUUGCUUUCUCGUCCUCUUGGUGAUCGCAGCUGUGGGGAUACAUCCAAGGUCGCGAUCAUACCUUGAUCGUGUAAGCUUUCGGAUCGUCGUAUACACCCUUAUCGCCAAUAUGAUAUUCGGAAUCUCCAGUGCGGUUGGGGGAAGCGAGACUGGCCCGGGCUUCAUCUGCGGAUUCUCCGUCUUCAUCCUACAGUUGACUCUGCAUUUUUCGAGCUGCCUUCUCUUUGCCAUUGCCCUCAACCUUCAGCUCGUCAUCGUUCAUAGACUCAACGGGCAGAAAUUGGAGAAAUAUUACCUCAUCGUUUCCGCUGUAAUUGCGAUCGUUUUAGCGGUACCACCAUAUGCUACUGGGCAAUAUGGAUGGGAUCCUUUGGAACGCGUCUGUUGGUACACCAGCGAUAACAGACACGAGCGAGUUCUUUGGCAGGCGACCACGCAAAUGGGAUGGACUGCUAUCACCGUUAUUGGCGAAGUAACAUGCUCCAUUGUCGUUCUCGUAUUCAUGAUGAGACACAACGCCCGCACAAGGAAGAUAUUCGUUCCCGUUCGUACGUUCACGGAGACAACGACUGCGUCAGGUGUCGUUAUCGCAAACAGACACAGGAACAUUAUCUUCCGUAUUGGACUCUACCCAAUUGCGUCGUGUUGCGUAAAUCUUCUCAGCGUCGCAACUGCAUUGCAUUCAACAUUAUCCAACGGUAUACACGAUCGAACCGACUAUAACAUUCUUUUACUCAGUGAUACCCUCUACGGUGGACGCGCUAUAGUGUACGCCCUACUUGCGGCUUCCGAUCCAGCCCUUAUUCGUGGCGUCCGAGCGUUGGUUUCACAUGUAACUGGCGAUACGCAAGGAACAACAAGCUCAGGCAUGAAGGGUGGAUCAACCACAUAUACCGAGCCAGAUCUACGCCCGAACGAGGUAUUCGUCGAACUCUCAACGAUUACGGCAACAGACAAACUACCGAACGAGGAGGCCGAUACAAGUCGUGCUAUGGGCGACCACAAAGACGAAGAUCAUCGCGAUCGCCAACCACAUCAUGAGAAGUAUUUAUCGGAUGCUGACCCCGAUGCCACGUCCAAUAACAAUAACUACGAUGUGGAGGUAGCCAGAGUGCGCUCUGGAGGUCUUCGGAACCGGAUGAGAGAAGCACGGAAGAAGGACAAGGAAGAGCUUGAGGCAUUUACGCGGCAAAUUUAA
Molecule: messenger RNA, 1278 nt
Organism: Pleurotus ostreatus (oyster mushroom)
Lineage: Eukaryota; Fungi; Basidiomycota; Agaricomycetes; Agaricales; Pleurotaceae
Exons: 12
Coding region: 1-1278 (425 amino acids)
Biological process (GO): adenylate cyclase-activating G protein-coupled receptor signaling pathway
Cellular component (GO): plasma membrane
Molecular function (GO): G protein-coupled receptor activity
Source: RefSeq, a predicted model, not a curated record